Nematostella vectensis (starlet sea anemone) is the source of this 1636-nucleotide messenger RNA. Its product is annotated as SRR1-like protein. The coding region runs from base 46 to 876 and encodes 276 amino acids. The transcript is spliced from 7 exons. Lineage: Eukaryota; Metazoa; Cnidaria; Anthozoa; Actiniaria; Edwardsiidae. Gene Ontology annotation, biological process: microtubule-based process. The record is from RefSeq and is a predicted model, not a curated record. Gene Ontology annotation, cellular component: nucleus; cytoplasm.
GGCUGUGUUCUGCGCGCUGGAGCCUGGGAAGAGUGGAGUUUCAAUAUGGCGGGCAAAACAGACUCGGAUGGUUUUCAAGUUGUGACGAGAAAACAAAGGAAGAAACCACGUCCACAACACAAGAGUCGCACUGAUAAGAUAUCAACACAGAAAAGAAAUAGUGAAGAAGCAAGUUGUGAUGCCAGCAAUAUUAUUUCAAGGAUAUGCGAAUAUAGGGAUGAGAUCAGAGCUAGCUCCUUUUAUUCAUCUUUAAAAGAACUGUUUAUAGGUUAUGAUCAAGGAGGCGACAAAGAGGAAGCUGAAUUGAAUGAAAUCGUUUGUUAUGGUGUUGGCUGCAUCUCUAAAUGCCCUAUUGCGAGAUAUCAGUUUGCCCUGUUGCUACUACUGAAGGAUGACUUUCAGGUAUCUAGUGACCAUUGCUGGGUGUAUGAGCCUCUCUUCAGCAAAGAUGAUGCAAAUAUAGUUCAAAAUUUUGAUUGUUCAAUGAUAAGGGUCAAUGAGGAGGGUAAGAGGAAGGCUAUUGGCAAAAGUCUGUUCAUAAUGCUUCACUGUGGCAAGCCCCUGUACAAUAAUGUACUCUGGGCAAAUUGGGGACAAGAUCUGAAGGAUGUCUUAAUUCUUGGCAACUCCUUCAGCAGUUAUGAUGACCGGGCUGUAGGAAAACAGCUGAGUAAACAGGCCACUUACAUAGCGAAGGUACUUCCCUACAUCAAAGAGAUUCCAGUGAAGAACAAUUUUAGACAUAAUGACAUCUUCAACAACACGUCAUUGCAUUCCUUCCCACAUGAUAAGCUCAUGAAGGCCCCAGAGGGAUUAUGGGCUGAUUGCGUCGAGCCUCAGUAUGAUGACGAGGCUGAGAUUAUAAGGAGUAGAUGAUGCAGAAAAUACGACAUGAUUUCACUGAGCCUCAAUAUGAUUACGCGGCUGUGAUCAUAACAAGCAGAAGAUGCUGAAAGUAUGACUAUGUUCGCAGACCGAGCUGCAGCUUAAUCUGACUCUCUUACGCAAUGCUCUCUAGCUGUCACGCAAUGCUCUCUAGCUGUCACACAAUGCUCUCUAGUUGUCACGCAAUGCUUUCUAGCUGUCACGCAAUGCUCUCUACGCAAUGCGCUCCAGAGCUACACAGAGCUUCAACGCCUGCGAAGGAUACAACAGAUCCCGCCAUUUUUUUUACGAAGGUCUCUGAAAACGCUUUUCUACUGUAGAAGUACCGUAAUUACUACCGUAAUAGCUUUUUUUGUCACAGCCGAGGCCCUUAUACAAAGAAAAAGCUUAAUUAAUUCACUGUCGAAUCCGUUGUGUCGCGACGCCGCAUUUUCAAAACAUCGAUUUGUUUUUGUCUAUUGGGAUUCUCUGUUCAGCCAGCCAAAUUAUUCUAAGCCAAUCAGAUUCUUGCCAUCUCUCGCCUAGUACAGUUGCCUGGCUUUCUGUCGCGACACUGUCUGGUUUUCGUCCAGAGGAUAGCCAUAGGGAAGUACACAAAGCGAGACUCUGAUUGGCUCAGAAUGGUUUUACUGACGUAAAGAAAACCAAAACAAAUCGUAUUUUGAAAACGCUGGUAGCGAUACAACGGAUUCGACAGUAAAACCCCCUUUUUUACAACGUACGAGGGAUAAAGUGUUGCCAAGAACUAUAA